Gymnogyps californianus (California condor) is the source of this 2614-nucleotide messenger RNA. It is a transcript of the gene MINDY1, whose product is annotated as MINDY lysine 48 deubiquitinase 1. Lineage: Eukaryota; Metazoa; Chordata; Aves; Accipitriformes; Cathartidae. Bases 901 to 2364 code for a protein of 487 amino acids. Gene Ontology annotation, biological process: protein K48-linked deubiquitination. Gene Ontology annotation, molecular function: cysteine-type deubiquitinase activity; K48-linked deubiquitinase activity; cysteine-type carboxypeptidase activity. Gene Ontology annotation, cellular component: cytosol; cell periphery. The transcript is spliced from 11 exons. The record is from RefSeq and is a predicted model, not a curated record.
GACGCCUCGGCGUGCCGGAGGGAACCGGUGGCGGGGCGGCGUUGCAGGCAGCUGCCUUCUCUCUCCACCCCUCCUGCCCGUCCUCCUCCUCCUCCUCACCCGGCCGUAAAUCCGCCUUCCCGGCAGAGAGCCGGAGCGUGGGGCUCGGCGGCGGAGAGCAGGCCUCUGCCCGGCUGGGGAAAGGGGGGGAAAGGAGGGAAAAAGAAGGGGAAAAGGAGGAAUAAAGAAGGAAGAAAGAAGGGAAAAGGAAGGGAAAAGGAGGAAAAAAGGAGCAAACAGGAGGAAUAAAGAAGGAAAAAAGAAGGGAAAAGGAACGGAAAAGGAGGAAAAAAGGAGCAAAAAGGACUAAAAAGGAGGAAAAAAGAAGGGAAGAAGGAGGAAGAGAGGGAAAAGGAGGAAAAAAGAAGGAAAAAAGGAGGAAAAAGGAAUAAAGAAGGAAUAAAGAAGGAAAAGGGAGGAAUAAAGAAGGAAAACAGAAGGAAAAAGGAGGAAUAAAGAAGGAAAACAGAAGGAAAAAGGACGAAAAAAGAAGGCAAAAGAAGGCAAAAGGAGGAAAAAGGAGGAAUAAAGAAGGCAAAAGGAGGAAAAAAGAAGGAAACAGAAGGAAAAAGGAGGAAAAGAAGGAGGCAGCGGGGAAACGACAGCAGCGCGACGGCUGCAGAGAGCAUCUUCGCCGGGCUGAGUUUGCAGGAAAACCCCGGCAGAAGCGCAGGACUCCGACCGUUCCCCCCCCCGCCGCUUUGGCUCCAUCGAACCCCUCAAUUCCUCCCAGUUUUACCUUCUAAGGGAGAGGUUUGGGAUGCGGCUGUUCCUGGACGGACCCAGCGCGUUCCCAGGAGCCUGAUCCGGACCCGCUCGAGGCAGGAUACCACGGUGAGGGUCCCGCUGCCGCCUGCUCCAAUGGAGCGACCACCCGAGCAGGAAGGGACGAUCCUGGCUCCUUCCAGCGGUGAAGGGACCUGCCAGCUCCCGGAGAAGGCCGUCGGUGGGGAAGAAAUGCCGGCUGGCGGCCGGGAGAGCCCGGCACCGGACGGGCAAGCUGCCAUGCUGCACGGCGGGGAGGUGGACAUGCCUUCCAGCCCCGGCGUGGGGCAGCCGGGCUGUGCCCCACAUCUCCCCUCCGAUGAGCAUCCGAGGGAAGAUGCUCGGGAGAAGCAGCCCGUGGAGGGUGAGGGGUCCCUGCCGGGUGCCCCCGUGCCCAGCCCGGGUGCCAGGGCGGUGGGGUUACCGGCUGAGCCCCCCCGAACCCAGACCCCGAGUCGGGAAGCGGAGGCGGAUUUUUAUUGCGUGAAGUGGAUCACUUGGAAAGGCGAGCGGACGCCCGUCAUCAUGCAGAGCGAGAACGGGCCCUGCCCGCUCCUGGCCAUCAUGAACAUCCUCUUCUUGCAGUGGAAGGUGAAGCUGCCCCCGCAGAAGGAGGUGAUCACGGCCGAGGAGCUGAUGGCGCAUUUGGGGGAUUGCAUCUUGUCCACCCAACCCCGGGAGCCGUCGGAGGGGCUGCAGCUCAACUUCCAGCAGAACAUCAACGACACCAUGAUGGUCCUCCCCAAGCUCUCGACGGGGCUGGACGUCAACGUGCGGUUCACGGGUGUCUCGGACUUCGAGUACACGCCCGAGUGCAUCGUCUUCGACCUCCUCAACGUCCCGCUCUACCACGGCUGGCUGGUGGACCCCCAGAGCCCGGAGGUGGUGCAAGCCGUGGGCAAGCUCAGCUACAACCAACUGGUGGAGAAGAUCAUCACCUGCAAGCAGGCCAGCGACUCCAGCCUGGUGAGCGAAGGGCUGGUGGCGGAGCAGUUCCUGGAGUCCACGGCCUCCCAGUUGACCUACCACGGGCUCUGCGAGCUCAUGGCCGCCGUCAGGGAGGGCGAGCUCAGCGUCUUCUUCCGCAACAACCACUUCAGCACCAUGAUAAAGCACAAGGGCCACCUCUACCUGCUGGUGACGGACCAGGGCUUCCUGCAGGAGGAGAGGGUGGUCUGGGAGAGCCUCCACAACGUGGACGGAGACAGCUGCUUCUGCGACACCGAUUUUCAUCUCAGCCACGCUCCGGGCAAGGAGGGGGCUGCCGCGGCCCCCCCGGACCACCGGCUCCCGCAGAGACAAGUGGACCAGGAUUACAUGAUCGCCCUGUCCCUGCAGCAGCAGCAGGGACAGGACCCCUCCGCGCUCAGUGACCUGGAGCUCGCUCGCCAGCUGCAGCAGGAGGAGUAUCAGCAGCAGCAGCAGCAGCAGCAGCGGCAGCAGCGGCAGCAGCAGCGGCAGCAGCAGGUCCCAGUGCAGGGCCGCGCGCAGCCGGGCGGCCGGCCGGCCGGAGAGCGGAGGCAGCGGCAGAAGCCAGACUUCGACUGCACCCUCCUAUAGCACCCUGUGCCUGGCCCCCCGUGGGGGGCACCCGUGGGGGCCCUGCCCCAUCCCUGCCGUGGCCCCCCCAGCUCCCGGCCAGGCCGGGGCAUGUGGCGGGGUCCCUGCACCCGGAGCCCCCCGCCUCCCCACUCUGGUCUGUCCUCCGGGGAGAUCCCGUGGGGGUCCCUGGGGACAGGAGUGGGGGGGACACACGCACACGAGGGGGUGUCCUUCCUCACCCACUGCCAGGACCACCCAAAUCUUUCCA